AAUUCAUUUAUUUUAAAUAAAUAAAUAAAAUAAAUAUUUAGUCGGCACAUAAACUAUGUUCUUUUCUAUUAUUUCAGGGAAGGAGUCAAUGAAGGCAUCUUAGUGUUCUUAACAAGUUACAGAUAAUCUGUCUCUGAGUGGCAUGUUUUCUGUUUCUAACUUGGAGCCAAAUAGUGCUCACACUGAAAAUAAUAAUGUCUGUUUGUUUGGGUAUUACUUCUAUUUUGAUCUAUAGCACAAUUUUGUAAUUCGGAUCAUCACCCCUGCACUUUGUACCACAUGGGCAUAUUCUUUCUUCCCAGUCAUUGCCGCAAUUAUCUUGUCUGUUCUUUGUGUAAUAUGUUCUAUGUGGGCCGCUGCAUUAAACUCAAUUUCUUGGGCAAUUAUGGAAAUUCCAGUGUGGCUGCAGUUUAACUUUGCAUUCUCUAUGCAUAUGAGGUUUCCUAAAUAAACUUGAAGAGUAGCAUAGUUUAAAAAAUAUAUAUCUUAUAACUUUCUACAACAAAGAAUUAUUGAGUCCAAAUGCCAUCAGUGCUAAUUUUGAGACACCCUGCUAUCCAUGGUCCCUACAAACCAGGAAAUAAGUUAUCAUGUGUAUACAUUGGUUUUAGUUUUAUGAAACAAUUUGCCUUCAUGAUCUCAUAGUUAAAAUUGUAACAAAUUUAGGAAUAAAAAGGAUCAAUAUGGGAAGCAAAAUUUCUAAAGGCAGUUUCUGUUGUUUUAAUUAGUAUUUGUGUAGUUCAAACCAGGAAGGAUUUGACUAUCAUUAGUCUUACUUAACUUUAUGAAAGCUAAAAUAUUAUCUAUUGUAAAGGGGCAACUCCAUCUGGUCCUAUCACAUCUUUACUACUGAUUGUUUUUUAAUUUGAAAAUGCAAAGAAUUGUUCAAUGUUCUUAAAUGUUCUCACUACAGAAAAAGAAAAAAGAUAACUACGUGAGAUGACGGAUAUGUUAAUUAGCUGGAUUGUGGUAAUCAUUUUGGAAUGUCGAUGUAUAUCAAAACAUGUAGCACACCCUAAAUAUAUAUAAUUUUUGUCAAAUAUACCUCAAUAAAGAUGGAAAAAACUUGAGAUUCAAAGUUAACUACUGAUUUUUAUAAUACAGAGGAAUAUGGUUACACAGUAAGUGAGAAAAUUCAUCAAGUAAAAGUGAGAAACUCCUUUGGAAGGAGGGCAGAAGCACAGUUGAGUUUAAAAAACAUAGAUUUUGGAGACAGGGCAAGUUGAGUUUACCCCUUCCCCCGUCCCGUAUGCCUUUGGGUGACAUAACCUUGCUGUUCCUCAGUCUCAGCAUUGUAGAACUGUUAAGAGAAUAAAUGUUAGUGCAUGUCAACACAAACAAAACACCUUCUACACAGUUCCUGGAACAUAAGAAAUAUUCCAUAAGUUUUAGUUCCUUUAUAACUCAUGAACAUAUGUGUAAGGACUUGUUUUGUAUAUACCAUCUCUUCUGUGUUUACCAUAUGUUUGUAAGCAAAUUGACAAGAGAGGAGAUCUUCUGGAUACAGUACUUUUCACCAGGAAGAUGGGGGGCUGGGCAUGCUCUAGAAUUCUAAAACUCUGUGACUCAACUGUGAUUCUGAGGUUCUACUACUGAGUAGAGUCAUCACUAAGGGCUCAUCUCUAAAGGCUCCAUGUGACUCUGGUGGAGAGCUAGGCCAUGAUCUGGGCAGCAAUGUUUGCUCACUCUUUCUCUCACUAGAGUUCUGCAUUGAAUCAUGGAGUCACCAUCCCAAGAAAAAAGGCCAACUCACGUCAUCACUAUAAAACCAAAUGAAACUGUAUGGACUGCAUUUCCCUACAGACCUCAUAGCUCUCUGCUGGAUUUUCUGAAGGGAGAGCCAAGAGUCUUGGGGGCUACCCAGAUCCUGCUUGCUCUAAUCAUUGUGGGCCUUGGAACUAUGUUUGUACUUAAUUACAUCCGUUUCUCCCAAAGAUUUCCCCUUGUUGUCCUCACGGGAUAUCCAUUUUGGGGAGCACUUAUUUUUAUUCUUACAGGAUAUUACACAGUAACCGAUACGAAGUCAAAAAUUCUGGGUCAAGGUGUCACAAGCAUGAAUGUUAUCAGUUCCUUGGUUGCGAUAACUGGGAUUACUUUAAUCAUUUUCAGCUAUAGACAUCAAGACAAGUACUGCCAGACAUCUUCUGUUGAAGAAAUAUGUGUUUUGGGUAGAACUCUUUUCAUUGGAAUUUUGUCAGUCUUACUGAUCAUCAGCAUAGCAGAGCUCAGCAUCUCUGUGACUAUUGCAUCCUUUAGAAGCAAGUGCUGGACACAGUCAGAUGAGGUUCUGUUUUUCUUGCCUUCGGAUGUUACUCAAAAUAGUGAACAACCUGCCGCAGAAGAAAAUGCUCAAUUACAAUUUGUGCUUCAAGAAGAGUUUUCCAGUGAUGAUUCAACAACAUAUGCACACUCUGUUUUCUUUGGAGGCUAUGCUUUCUUCAAGUUAAGACUCUCUAGAAGUCCUUUAGUCUCCCAACCAGGUAAUAAAGGUACGGAAUUUGUGCCAGAUGAACAAAAGCAAAGUAUCCUUCCAUCUCCCAAAUUUUCAGAGGAAGAAAUUGAACUAAAACCUUUGCCUCCUACAUUAGAAGAAAAGCCCUCAGAAAAUACGCCCAUUCAGCUAGACUCUACAUUUAAACAAAUGAAAGAUGAAGAUCUACAAUCUGCUAUUGUACAACCUUCCCAAAUGCAAACCCAGUUUCCGCAGGACCAAGCUGUGUCACUCCAAGUUUUUCCAUCCCAUUCUAUACUAAAACUCGAAGAUCUACCACCUGAAGACUUGCCAUCCCAAGCUCUACCAGUAGAAGGCCUGUCAGAACAAUCCAUGCCAUCUAGGUCUACAACAUCUCAUGACAAACAGUCUUAUAAUCUGACAGCUAAUGACCUUCCCCCUCAAGGCAUACUAUCCCAAGACACACCACCUCAAGAUAUGCUGUUGCCUGACAUGACAUCCCAAGACAUGAAAUCCCUAGAUAUGCUAUCUCAAGACACAUCAUCCCACAACAUGCCACCCCAAGACACACCUUCCCAAGAUAUGCUAUCCCAAGCUCUAUCAGCACAUGCCAUAUUACCUGAAGCCUCAACACCCCAUAUUGUGCAGUUCCCUAAAAUACAACAGCUACUUCAGCAGCCCCCAGAUCUUCAACCAGAAAACACCGAACCUCAAAACCAGCAAAUUUUACAAAUGUCAUAUCAAGAUAUUAGAUCAGAAGUUACGGAAGAGACCAAAGAAUGGAAAUCUCAGGAGGAACUCCAUAGAGGAAAAUCCUCAAGACGGCAUUCCUUAAACCAGCAAACCAAAGCCUUGCAAUACUUAAGGAGAUAUUCUUUAGACAUGCAAACCAAAGGCCAUAAAUCCUCAAAGAGGCGUUCCUUAGAUCAGCAAAGCAAAGGCUGGCAAUCUCCAAAGCGGAAAUCCUUAGACCAGCAAAUCAAAGACUGGCUAUCCCCAAAGAGGCACUCCAUAGAUAAGCAAGUUCAACUUAAUCAAACUACCGAGCAACUCCCAGAUCAACAAGCUGAAGAUCAGCAAGCCAAAGGGGAACAAUACCCAGAAGGACAAUCUAAAGAUGGACAAGUUAAAGACCAGCAGACUGAUGAGGAGCAACCCUCAAAGAAGCAAAUCCAGGAUCAGCAAACCAAAGACCAGCAGACCCAAGAGAAGAAAUCCCUGAAAGGACAAUCCCAAAAUGUUCGAGCCGAAGGACAGCAAGCUCAGGCGGAGAAAGUGCCAAAACUGUUAUGCCAAGAUUCAGAAUCCCAAAUACAGCAAUACCAAUACUGGCAAUCCCACAAAGGCAGUCUCCAGACUGGACAACCCAAGACUGUCAAUCUUUUGGCCAAGAAUCCCCUGAAUGGAUAACUCAAGGCUGGAGAAACAAAGAUUAUAAAGCAAGAGAAUGGCAAUUUGAAAUGCAGCCCUGGCAAACACAGGAUCUAUUAGAGAAAGAAGCCCUAAAGCAGAUAGCUCUAUACCGAGAAGUCCAAACCCAGCACACAACAGCCCAACAUAACCUAGAAUGUCAAGCCAGUCAAGAUAAAGACCAAGAAGACCUUCAAUCCAGAGUUACACAGAAAGGAGAUAUAUAUACUAGAGACAUCAAACCAGGGGACAUGAAAUGUACAGGGCAAGUCUCAGGAGACCUGCAAUCAGAAAACGUGAAGCCAGAUUUUCAUUCUUCUUCUGGCCAAAGCUCAGUACAAGACACGUGUAUAGGCUAUUUGUCCCAUCUAGAUUCAGAACAAGAUGUGCAGCCAAACACUUCAGCUUCCUCAAAUUCCUCAAAAUAUAAAGAAGAUGUGAAUGUAACUUCUACUUCAUGUGAUCCAAAAGAGCAACAGCAAUCUGAAGACUCUGACUAACAUGCAGAAUCUACCCAAGUGCCUCACUGCCCCCGUUAAUGGAAUUAAAUUAGGAAAAAACAAUAUUGUCACCUCCAACCUGCAUACUCAAUUGUGGUUGCUACCUAAUUAGCUUACAAAAAAAUGAAGGGCAUGCUGAGCACUCAAUUUGUUCUUACUUAAAAUAAAAUGACAACAAACCAAAUGUUAACACUGUACCAUCACUUUAUGUAUGUGAAGAAAUAAUUCACAUGUAUACUCCUUGUCAUCAAA
Cercocebus atys (sooty mangabey) is the source of this 4614-nucleotide messenger RNA. It is a transcript of the gene MS4A14, whose product is annotated as membrane-spanning 4-domains, subfamily A, member 14. The record is from RefSeq and is a predicted model, not a curated record. Lineage: Eukaryota; Metazoa; Chordata; Mammalia; Primates; Cercopithecidae. Gene Ontology annotation, biological process: cell surface receptor signaling pathway. Gene Ontology annotation, cellular component: plasma membrane.